Messenger RNA from Acanthoscelides obtectus, 3932 nucleotides. The record is from the annotation of a GenBank genome assembly. NCBI's taxonomy places the organism in Eukaryota, Metazoa, Arthropoda, Insecta, Coleoptera, Chrysomelidae.
CACGCCGUAAAUUCAAUUCAAAAUGGAUGCAGGUUCAUGUUGGGUAAUUCACAGCGAACAUUACAUAUAAUAUUUUGCCCAGUCAGUUGUUUGACUGGAUUUGUUCCACCUUGGACGAAACUUGCUUUCAUUCGAAAGUAGCACAUUUCUACCGACUUUUUGCCGAACGUGGCAACGGUGUUCAACGGCAAGUGGUGGAUGCGUACACAGAAUUUACAAACAUCUGGUGUUGGUUGUUGUGCACAGUGAAUUUGUUGCGAGUAUUCAAAAGUGUUUUCAGGUUGUUUUAGCGGCAAUUAUAGCAUUGUUAUCAUUGAUAGACAAUUUUCAAAGACAAUGGGACGUCGUAAGUGCAUUCUUUGUGGAGUUAGCAGUGAAAAAACUGAGGCAACCUUCCACAGGUUUCCUAGUGAUAAGAGAAAACAAGAAGAAUGGUGCACUGUCCUCAAUAUUGACAUAAAUGAUUUACCACUUCAUGCCUUUAUUUGCGCAAAUCAUUUUCACAAAAGUGAUUUAAUAGAAGGCAAAAGAACUCAACUAAAGCAUUCAGCAGUUCCAUCAGUAGAGCCUUUGAGGCAAACAAAUGAUUCCAGUGAUGAGGAGAAUGAAAUCAAUCUUGCCCAGGAAAUUGCCCUAAGCCAUUCAAAUAGUGAACAACUGGAAAGCAGGGAUCUACCUAGAGAACAAAUAAAGUCACCAGAAGUAGCAACAGAAAUGGUAUGUGAAUACAGUUUUCCUGAACAAGAUCGAACAACAGAUAGUAGCACCCUAUCAGCUUCGCUGUCAGGUACCCAGUCAUUAUCUGAAUCCGCUACAUUAAGUGCUUCACAAUCAGGUACUGGAAGUAUCCCAGUGACACCACAGUCCCGUACCCAUGCCUCAGAAUUAGAUAUGAUGAUUUUAAACACAUUCAUAGAAGCAAAAGGUGACAAUGAGGAAGAUAACCUCAAAGAAAAUGAUAGUGAUGGUGAACCUCCACGGAAAAGAAUGAAAACAAAACCUAUUCGAUACUUCGGCGAUAUACGUUAUACUGAUUUGGAAAACCCACUUAAAAGGCCAAUUUGCUGGAAAGUCAUUCAAAACACGUAUAAGAAACAAAGAAAGACAAUUGACUGUUUACGAGCCAAAUCAAGAAGACAAGCAAACAAAAUUUGGUCUCUUCAAGCAUUGACAAACCAUUUGAAGCAAAUAAAUAUGAUAUCGGAGAAUGCUCAACACAUGCUUGAUGGCUCCAUUGCAGAAGACAUUUUUAACAAAAUUCAAAGAGGCCGAAAAAAAGAAAAAUAUAGUGCAGAACUGCGUCGUUUUGCGCUAACUUUACACUUUUAUUCAAAAAAGGCGUACAACUAUGUACGAACAAAAUUGAAUAAAAUAUUACCCCACACCAGUACCAUAACUAAGUGGUAUGCAACAGUUAAUGGGUCUCCCGGAUUUUUGACAGAGGCUUUACAAGCACUGAAAAUAAAAGUCACAGAAGCCAGAAACCAAGAAAAAGAGAUCCUCUGCAAUCUAGUUUUUGACGAAAUGUGCAUAAUGAAGAAAGUAGAGUGGGAUGGGAAGCGAACGUACGGAUACGUGGACCUAGGCAUUGGUGAUGCAGGUGACACUGGAGACACUGUCGAAGAGGCAAGAGAGGCGCUAGUAUUCAUGCUAGUUGCACUGAAUUGUUCUUGGAAGAUACCAGUUGGCUAUUUUCUCAUUAAUGGACUCACUGGCGCAGAAAAAGCCAAUCUUUUAGAGCACUGUUUAGAGUUCGUCCACUCAUCAGGUGUCACAGUUACAUCAAUUACAUUUGAUGGAGCGCCCUCAAAUGUUGCGAUGUGCAACGUGUUGGGAGCAAAUUUUAACGUGGAAGGCGACUUCAAAUCUUACUUUUUGCACCCAAUCACAAAAGACCCUGUCUUUAUAUUUUUUGAUGCUUGCCAUAUGGUCAAAUUGAUAAGAAACUGCUUUGGGACAUUCAAAAUACUGACUGAUGGAAAUGAAGAAAAAAUCCAAUGGACCUUCUUAGAAAAGAUAGCUAAGUUGCAAGAAGAUACUGGAAUGCAUGCGGCAACAAAGUUGAGGAAAAAACAUCUCCAAUGGGUGAAUGAAAAGAUGAAAGUUGCAGAAGCAUUGGACUUUUUGAACAAAGAUCUGGCUAUGGCUGACUUCAAGGAUUCAGAAGCUACAGCAUAUUUUUGUAGAACAGUAAACAAUUUAUUUGAUGUUUUUAAUUCAAGGAAUAGGAUGUCAAAAAAACCUUAUGAGAAACCGUUGUCACCUGCUACUGAACAAUAUUUCAAUUUCUUAGAAGAAGCGAAGGAUUAUUUGAAAUCGUUAAAAUUAGGAGACACUAGAGUUAUACUUUCUAGAAGAAAAUUAGGAUUUUUGGGAUUCAUAAUUUCAAUAAACAGUUUAAAGGGCCUGUAUGAAUAUAGAGUCAAAGAAACCAAAGAGCUGAAGUACCUUCUCACAUAUAAGUUAUCUCAAGAUCAUUUGGAAAUUUUCUUCAGUUGUAUAAGAAGCAAAGGAGGAUACAGCAAUAAUCCUACCUCGAAGCAGUUUCAGAAUAUUUUAAAAAAAUUAUUACUUCAUACUGAAAUAAGUGGCAAUGAAGCAUCCAAUGUCGUGGCAUUAGAUAGCACAUCCAUUUUGCACUGUUCAUCAUCAUCUUUAGAGAUCAAAAUUAGUGAGGAUAUGACCUCAUCAUCAAACAGUAUAGAGGAAGAUGAAGAUUUUACACAAUUUAAAAACUUUCUUCGAAUAAGUCCUUGGCAGCUUACACUGUAUCUGGAAGAUGUUGUUGCAUAUGUUGCAGGUUUUGUUGUGAAGAGGCUAAAAAAGUCUAUAAAAUGCCAGAGUUGUUUAGAUUUGUUAGAAACUUCAGGAGAGUCUAUAUCGAAAUUACAAAUAAGAAAAACGUAUGGAAAAUUAGUUAAAGCCUCCGCUUUUGUAAUAAAUGUGUGUAAAUAUGGAGAACAUUGCUUUAGGUUAUAUAAGGAAAGGUUAGAAGUUGGCAAAAAAAUAUGACAAGAGUUUUACAAAUAUUAACAAAUUAUACAUUGCAAAAUUUACCUCUUGGAUUCGGAAAUGUGUUUAAGGACCAUGUAUUCGAAGAUGAACCUUUAAGUAAUCAUUUUCCAUUGCUCUGUAAACAAGUUUUAGAACAAUAUUUUACCAUUAAGUUGUACCAUUAUACCUCUAACUUGAAUGCCCCUUCAAAACGUGUACGAUCAUUACUCACAAAAAGUAUAUUAUUUCAAAAUCAAUAAAACCUGAUAAUUACAAAAAAAUGAAAAGCAAAAUUAUAAAAUGAAUUAUAAAUAAUGACUAAGGGAGAGUGACAAGUCCAAAGGAAUUGUUUUACUGAAAUAUGCACUAAACCAAAUAAAAUAAACCUCCAAACAUGGAUUGACUACUAUAAAAUAAUGUAUAAACCUACCCCCAAUGUUGACUUUAGCUUUUUAGAUGUUUUACAUCCAUAUCUGGAUCAGCAUAUAUCAAUACAAGAAGUUUUUGACGCGCUAAAUGGCUAAAAUGGCUAUCAGAGUCUACAGAGUAUGCUAAAUCCCCAAGUAUACCGUUAUGUAUAAAACUAUUUAUAAUCCAACUUAAGAUCCACAAUAAAUGUAGUCUCAAAAUCUUCCUAAACAAUAUUUCAUACAGGGUUGACCAAACAGACUAUUGUACAAUAUGUAAUACUCGAAAGACCGAAUCUUUAGGACAUCUCCUAGUGGAAUGUCUAUUAUACAAUCCAUUGAGAGAGCAUAUUCUGUCAGAUCGUUUGAACCAAAUCUGUGUCUUUGCUUGCCUAAAUAAAACGACUGAGUUGAAUUUAUGAUACAAACUUUAAAUACUUUAGGGAACUAUUUAAGCUAAGAUCUUUAUUAAGGAAUGAAUAGUUUUUUUGUGCCUUCAAUAUCAAGACAGAAUAUUUAAAUUGAUGCGCC